This is a messenger RNA of Cyphellophora attinorum, 537 nucleotides long. RefSeq lists its product as uncharacterized. The transcript has a single exon. The record is from RefSeq and is a predicted model, not a curated record. NCBI's taxonomy places the organism in Eukaryota, Fungi, Ascomycota, Eurotiomycetes, Chaetothyriales, Cyphellophoraceae. Bases 1 to 537 code for a protein of 178 amino acids.
AUGGCUGCUGCUACCACUGCUGCUGGGCCGACACAAGACAAGAUCUUUACCUUCACAAUUACAGGAGAUAAUGGAAGUGUGCAGACGUUCACACAGACGGCCGAUACCACUGACUUUGCCUCAGCCACCGACACUGCCGCGGCAUCUUCCGAAUCCGAUUUCACUCAAACAUCUGCAGCUGCAAGUGCGGUUCAGGCUAGCGAGACGGUGCUCAGCAGCGCUACAAGCCCCAACGUCGUUUCUGCGACCACCGUAUUCGCCUAUCCGGUCACUGUCAAUGGCAGUCCAACGACUCUCUUGGCCACUGUCACCUUCAACUCGACUCGGGGGGCACAAUCAUCGAUAGGGUCAGGUCUAGCAGCCUCGUCUUCCACCGAAAGUGUAUCUUCGGCAUCGCCGACGCCGACACCGUCACCUCAACCAGCUAGCGGACUAAGUCCUGGGGCUAGCUGGAGUUGUCAUUGGUGUAUUACUCGCCCUGCUGAUCUGUUCAGGUGCAAUAUUUUGGUGGACUCGGCGGAAGAGGCGAUCAAAUAG